This is a messenger RNA of Sinocyclocheilus grahami, 2183 nucleotides long. Its product is annotated as receptor-type tyrosine-protein phosphatase S-like. Gene Ontology annotation, molecular function: protein binding. The transcript is spliced from 9 exons. Bases 1 to 1785 code for a protein of 594 amino acids. Lineage: Eukaryota; Metazoa; Chordata; Actinopteri; Cypriniformes; Cyprinidae. The record is from RefSeq and is a predicted model, not a curated record.
AUGUCUAUUAAACUAUCAACACUGGCUCCAUUUGUAGUCCCUGGACAGCCGACCAACUUCCAGGUUGGUGAGGUGUCAGACACGAGUGUUGAGCUAACAUGGGAACCGGCCUUCGAGAAGGAGGGAAUCAUCAGUUACGAACUGCAUUACAGAGAGGGCAGGCAGGAAUCUCAGGUAAAGAAAACAUUCGGGCCAACCUCUUCCUAUGUGGUGGAGGGUCUACGUGCAAAUACAGAGUACUUCUUCUCUCUGGCUGCCGUCUCCAACAAAGGCAUUGGAGCCUUCACCAACGAAAUAUCCCAAAGGACAUCCCAAGCCACUCCACCCAGGUUCACAAAAGUACCUGUCGAUAUGAUCGGCGUCUCCGGAGGUGUUGUAUCCUUCGUAUGCCAAGCCACAGGUGACCCCAAGCCAAGAGUAACCUGGAAUAAGAAAGGAAAGAGGGUGAACUCUCAACGCGUCGAGACAGUAAAGUUUGACGAAGGUGCGGGAGCCGUCCUAAGAAUCCAGCCUCUCCAAGCGCCUCGAGACGAGAACAUCUACGAAUGUGUGGCAGAGAACAGCAAAGGCGAAAUCAGUGUCCAGGCUAAGCUGUCAAUUAUCAGAGAGGACCUACUUCCUGCUGGCUUCCCCAACAUCGACAUGGGCCCACAGCUAAAGGUGGUGGAGCGCACGCGCACGGCUACCAUGCUUUGCGCCGCGAGCGGUAACCCCGACCCGGAAAUCACCUGGUUCAAAGACUUCCUCCCCAUCGACCCCAGCACAAGUAAUGGCCGAAUCAAACAGCUCAGAUCAGGUGCUCUGCAGAUAGAAAACACUGAGGAAACCGACCAGGGGAAGUACGAGUGUGUGGCGUCUAAUGUGGAAGGCGUCCGGUACUCUUCCCCUGCCAACCUGUAUGUGCGAGUUCGUCGCGUGCCCCCACGUUUCUCCAUCACGCCCCCCACCAUGCAAGAGAUCAUGCCAGGUGGUAGCAUUAACAUUACUUGCGUCGCCGUUGGCUCGCCCAUGCCCUACGUCAAGUGGAUGCUUAACUCUGAGGACCUCACCCCUGAGGACGAGAUGCCAGUGGGCAGGAACGUUCUGGAGUUAAACGACGUCCAUGAGUCGGCCAACUACACCUGCGUGGCCAUGAGCAGCCUGGGCAUCAUCGAGGCUAAUUCCCAGAUCAUUGUCAAAUCCUGGCCAAAACCUCCAGCUACUCUUGUUGUAACCGAAACUACCGCCACCAGUAUCACCAUCAUCUGGGACAGUGGCAACCCUGAGCCCAUCUCCCAUUACAUCAUCCAGUAUCGCGCCAAAUCUCCCGAGAGCAAGUUCGAGACCGUGGACUCCAUCACCACCACUCGCUACAGCAUUGGAGGACUUUCUUCGAACACCGAUUAUGAGAUCCGGGUGUCAGCCUACAACACCAUUGGCCAAGGCCCGCCUAGUGAACUGGUUGAGGCUAGGACUGUGGAGCAAGCUCCCGCCAACCCACCACGCAACAUCCAGGCACGAAUCAUCUGCCAGAAUACCAUGAUGGUAUGCUGGGAUGAACCCGAGGAGCCCAAUGGACAGAUCAAGGGUUAUCGGGUCUACUACACCAUGGACCCAUCACAGCCCAUGAGCAUGUGGCACAACCACAAUGUACAGGACAUGUACACCAUUCAGAGUCUGGUGGCCACUGAGACCUACACCAUCAGAGUGUUAGCCUUCACGUCCGUAGGAGAUGGACCCUUCUCAGAUCCCAUUCACGUCAAAGUGCUUCAAGGAGAGCCCUCCGCCCCCCCCUCAAGACAUUAAGUGCUCCAGCUCCAGCUCCAGCUGCACCACCCUGCUGGAGAAAUCGACCUCCCUAGCCUUAUUCACUGCAAAGCUUCUUUUCUAGCUAAAUUCUUAAUAUUGACUUUAGCAACACUGUAUAACUUGCUUUCAUAGAUUGAAUCUCGAAUCUUGAAAUGAGAUGGCAAGUAAUGCAUUGAAUUAAACAUGACAUUUUUAAAUAGUAUUUGUUCGUAAAACAUACUCCAAUAAUCCUUCAUAACUUUGAGAAAUAUGUGCCAGUUCAAAAUACACUUAUUUAAGGUACAUCCUCUGAAAACAAGUAGUUAUUUAGGGGGUUUGCGCCUGGAUUUGGCAUACCCGAUUUUAAAUGUUUACUCUACACGCAUACAAAUGGUGUCAUUGUAUAGAAAACACCU